CCACUCACGGAGGGGGAGUGUGCGUCUCUGUGUGGAGGAUGGCGAGGAGGAUGCAGAUAGACUGUGUGGCUUUUAGCCUUUUACUAGCAUUGACGCUCCAGGCAGGCCACCACCGUCGUGGAAGAGAAAGACAGACCACGCCGUCGAGCUAGCUGGCUAACCUCAGACCCUCAGACCCCGCUGUGUGACAAGAGGACCACAAGCCCAUCCCUCCACGCCGGCCUCGCUUCCACCACUCCCGGGGCCCCCCUCUCAUACUCCAGGACCUGGUCGGUGGAGAUCGACUGCAGCGUGAGCUCCUACACCGUUCUGGCUUCCCUGUCAUGGCAUCAAACAGCAUCUUUGACUCCUUCUCCAACUACAGCAGCAGUCUACUCAGAGAGCCGCCCACAACCAGACGGUUCACGCCGCCCUCCACGUCCUUCCCCUGCAGCAAGCUCGGAGUCGGAGACGGCAACGGGUCCAUGGCCACGCCGGGGCCCCUCAGGUCCAGGUCGGACUCCAGGAACGUGGUGGACGUGCUGGCGGACCACGCCGGAGAGCUGGUCCGGACCGACAGCCCCAACUUCCUCUGCUCAGUCCUCCCGUCUCACUGGAGGUGCAACAAGACGCUCCCGGUGGCUUUCAAGGUCGUGGCUCUCGGUGAUGUCCCCGACGGUACUCUGGUCACCGUGAUGGCCGGGAACGAUGAGAACUAUUCGGCCGAGCUGAGGAACGCCUCCGCCGUGAUGAAGAACCAGGUGGCUCGCUUCAACGACCUGCGCUUCGUGGGCAGAAGCGGACGAGGAAAGAGCUUCACUCUGACCAUCACCGUGUUCACCGGACCUCCACAAGUGGCCACCUACCACCGUGCUAUCAAAGUCACCGUGGAUGGACCACGAGAACCACGCAGGCACAGAGUGAAGCUAGAAGACCCCCAGAAGAUGCAGUUCUCGGACAGGCUGUCAGAGAUCGAGCGCUACCAGCGGUCUAUGCGGAUAGGCCCGGUGAACAAUAAUCAACGCCCCAUCCACCAAACCCACCUAAGCACCACACAAGCCCUGUGGCAGGAGCAAAUGGACACCCCCGCUCUGAAGACAUGCAAGGUGGAGGAGGACCUGAGACCAUGGCCAGGGAGUACAGACCUCUUCAACCAGAGGACCAGCUUCCCGUCUCUGUCGCCGCUGACCGACCCUCGCUUCUCAGACCCCCGCAUGCACUACCCCGGGGCGUUCCCCUACUCCACCAACACCUCCAGCUCCGGCAUCAGCGGCCUCAGCAUGUCAGCCUCCUCUAGAUACCACCACACCUAUCUGCCGCCGCCGUACUCAAACAACCAAAGCCAGAACUUCCAGUCCAACUCCUACCUGUAUUACGGCACAGGCUCUGGUUCCUACCAGUUCUCCAUGGUGGCGCCGUCGAACACCGGGGGCGAGCGCUCCCCCACCCGCCUGCUGUCCUGCUCGGGGGCCACGGGCGCCGGAGGGACCAACAGCCUGAUGAACCCGGGCCUGAACAACCAGAGCGAGGGCGUGGAGGCCGACGGCAGCCACAGCAACUCCCCCACCGCCAUGAGCGCCUCGGGCCGCUUGGAUGAGUCCGUCUGGAGGCCUUACUGACUGACAGACAGCUAGACAAUCAGGGGGUGCAGGAGUUGAGAGGGAGGGAAAGUUAAGAGGAUGAUGAACAAAAAAAAAGACACUGAAAGCAAAAAAAAAAAAAGAGAGAAAUGCUGCAUGUUUGUCUUUUAUUUCUCCGGCACUCGCUUUAAAGACUUUCUCUGUUUUACCAACUCUCUCAAGACUUCCAUGUAUUUUGUACAUUUUGAGCAAAACUCCUGCACUGUGCUAAAACGUGUACUCUUAAAAAGGACUAUAAAAAGCCAUAGAAGAUGUUCAGCUGAAACUGUAAAUAGACGUGAGGGUAAAACCAGAAGCCAUAGUAAUGUUUCAGGAUGUCUGGUGUAAACAGGUACUAAGAACAAAAAGACAAUGGCAGUAUGAUCAAUCAGUACAGCUGAUGAACUGAAAAACCACAGCAGACGUCCAACAAAACAAACUGUUCAGACUGAUCCGACUCACUUGGUCAGUGGAGAAGAGCGGUCGGACUGGAUGCUCGCUCCCUGAGUGACUCCGACAUCCUUCCGAGGCACGGCUGCACUGCUGUAGCAAUCGGCCCUUUUAAGCUUUAAUUUCUGUGGAAGUUGAGAAAAUAUCGUGUCAGUUGUGAAAACAUCUCGAGUUGCAUCCAGGGCUGUUUCAUGUACUUAUGCAGUACCUUAUUGCCUAAUUUAUUAUCCAAAUGGACACAUUAGCCCUUUUGUGCUACGGUAUGCAGUUGGUGUUUCAACACAGAAAAGCAUUUUAUCUGUCGGGACUCACAUGUGUAAGAAAUUAAUUCUCCUCUGCUGUGUCAUCAGUGUAUCGCGUUUCAACAGGACAAUGGCUGAUAUUUUGAGGAAUGUAAAAGACUAACGCAGAGGGGGUGUUUAUUGGUUUCUUUCUCUGCAGGAACAUUUAAGUCCUGUUGUGUCUACUCUUUUUACUUUUUUCCUUACAUUUCUUAUCCAAGCCCUUUUCUGAAAAAAAAAGAAAAAAAAAGUUCUAGUCUGGUAUUUUUGAAACUGGAUGACACGGUUUACUUUUGAUAUUUAUUUGAGCCAAAUUGUGAGGAAAUGUGCGCAUAUACCCAAAAUCCUUAAGCAUUUCUCUCUACCUUUCCUUUUUUAUAUAUAUAUAUACAGUAUAUAUGCCUUAUUUUGUUGUUAAGUAUAAAUUUGGAAUUUGUGUAAUAUAUUGCUACUAAAUUAUGAAAAAAAACAAAAACCUUUAAUGUAAUUAUUUUGUCUUCCAAUGUAGCUUUGAUGCACUAAAAACUUUUAUUCCUUAUGAACCACGCCCAACAGAUUCUGUUAGUGAGAUUAUGUACCGUAAUCCUUUUAAAACUAUUUCCAAAAUUGCCUUCCUGCGCUAAGUAAGCCAUUCGCUUAAUUUUUUGCACUAUGUUUGAAUUUUCAUUUAUUGGGGUUUAUGUAUUUACAAAUAUCUGAAACUCUGCCGAACUAAAUAUUUAAAUAUUCCUUCACACUUAAAAGUGUCCUUUUUAACAAAAAUCCUUUGCCAAGUAAUUAAUGAUGUCACGAUUAGACACCACACACACAUUCCUGCACCACAGGUGUGUGUGCAUAUUCCCCCUGUCCGGAGGGCAUUUUCCCCCUGCAGUUAUACAUGUGAUCCCUCCAUCCCUGGGGGGAGGAAGAGUGUGAGGAUGAAGGGAUAGAAGGAGGAGGCGGUGGGGUCAGAGUGGUAUCUUCUUACCAACACCAAGGGCAGUUAUGCAAAAAAAAAAAAAACCUUCCCUUGUUGUGCACAGGUCCCUUUGUUCUGUAUAAUCAGUGAGUGCUUUGAAGCCUUUCUGGUCUAAUUUACUGAUCAUCGGUGCCAAGGGGCUCAUGGCUCUGCCAAUAAUUCACACGCCCGCACAGAUCGUGUGGGCAUGAGCUGUGUAGAGGCAUUUAAAGCAGGUAUCAGGUGUCUAAUAUCUGCUCGAAAAGUCUUCCACAAGAGGGAAGCAUCCAUGACUCUUAGUGGCUACAAAAGUGAGAUUUGAUUUCAAAGUGAAUCCAAAGAGGCUUGCAUUUGCAGCUCAGGUAAAAAAAUAAGUUAUGCAAGGAGUUUUGUAGAUCUCACAUAAAGACUCUCUGCCUUAUUCCUCUUCUUUUUUAAACAAUCAGUAGCAACGUCUCAUUCCUGUCUCGCUUUUGAUUAAGAUGAAAAGCAUGUUUUCUUUACGCGGUAGAGGACCUUACUUUAUUAUGGGCAAAAAAAAUCAUGCAGCUAGAGAAACCACAUGUGUACUUAUAUUUGUGUGGUUCCUUAAAAAAAACUAAACCAAAGAUCUUCACAACUGCCUGUAAUACUGUCAGGAUGAUGGGAAAGACGUCUCGAUUGAUCUCUAAUAUCAUUCUUUAUGCAAAACUAGGAAGCCAAAAAUGUACAAGUGAGUUGUAUUUUAUUGUAUAUUGGAUUUAAGAGCACAAUGUUACUUUUCUUUUUUUUUACAAAAUUCCCCUUUUUUCCUUUUCAUAUACCAAAAUGUUAAUUCAUCUUUCAUUUUCUCCUUAUGCUCAAAGCAUGUACAUCUGAAACUGAUAUGUUAAUUUAAGAAUCUCAUCUAUGUAUGUAAUGAUAUCGUUAAUGCUUCCAUACUGAGUGCUUGUAAAGUUUGCGGAUAAUGUAGUUUUUAAUCAUUUUAAUUAAAAAACAUGUGUCUCA
Sebastes umbrosus (honeycomb rockfish) is the source of this 4253-nucleotide messenger RNA. It is a transcript of the gene runx3, whose product is annotated as RUNX family transcription factor 3. The record is from RefSeq and is a predicted model, not a curated record. Bases 324 to 1598 code for a protein of 424 amino acids. Gene Ontology annotation, biological process: regulation of cell differentiation; regulation of transcription by RNA polymerase II; neuron differentiation. The transcript has 8 exons. Gene Ontology annotation, molecular function: RNA polymerase II cis-regulatory region sequence-specific DNA binding; DNA-binding transcription factor activity, RNA polymerase II-specific; ATP binding. Gene Ontology annotation, cellular component: nucleus. Lineage: Eukaryota; Metazoa; Chordata; Actinopteri; Perciformes; Sebastidae.